Molecule: messenger RNA, 684 nt
Organism: Suillus discolor
Lineage: Eukaryota; Fungi; Basidiomycota; Agaricomycetes; Boletales; Suillaceae
Product: Spt20 family-domain-containing protein
Exons: 4
Coding region: 1-684 (227 amino acids)
Biological process (GO): regulation of transcription by RNA polymerase II
Cellular component (GO): SAGA complex
Molecular function (GO): transcription coregulator activity
Source: RefSeq, a predicted model, not a curated record
AUGUCUUGUUACAAUAUUACGCGCUCGGCGGAACAACUACUAGACUUGCAUGAAGACGCUGCACCAUCUUUCUCAGUCCAUCUCUAUCCCGACCACUGGACACUCAACAACGGAUCCAAAUUCCUGUAUAAUAAUCCUAUCGCAUCAAUACUGGAUGACGUCAGAGCGCACCGUAUACCGGUUGACUACCUGGAACUUUUCGACUCUGCACGCGUGCCAUUCUAUGAUGGCUGCAUGCUUGUAGAGCUACUAGACUACCGCCCAAAGAAAGCAAAGGACCCACCUCUCGAGAAACCUGAACGGAGCCGUGUUGCUCUGCACCCGAAUGAUGAGACUCUCUGGGCGAAUCUAUGUCUCAUGAAUCAACGUUCAGGCAACAAGUUCACCGACACGGAAGUACUUGAACUUGAAGCACAGAUACUACUACAAACAGCACCUCCCCUAUGUCUUGACCCAGACCCACAUUUAACCCGUAUCGCGAAUCAUACCCUCAGAGUUUCUACUCCAAGUAUACCCAUCUCCUUGAAACGCAAAGCAGCUACUAUUACGCCCGAGGAAGAUGAGUCCGACAAGACUCGUCGGGCCAAGAUCAUGCAGUUCAUGAACCAGAGACAAAAUCGUUCUCACGCCCCAAGGUAUUUCGUAUUGUUCCAAAGUAUCCUCUUCUUACUCACCUUCACUUAG